Molecule: messenger RNA, 312 nt
Organism: Striga asiatica
Lineage: Eukaryota; Viridiplantae; Streptophyta; Magnoliopsida; Lamiales; Orobanchaceae
Source: the annotation of a GenBank genome assembly
AUGGAUUUUGAACCCUCACCAGCUCCUUUGGCAAUAACUUCAAACCAGACCACAGCAAUCCAUCCAGAAGGGAAGCUUAAGGGGAAAUUAAAAACUUGGAAGAGAUCAUCCAAUAAGGAAGGCAGACUUCUCAGACAAAUUGCUGAUCCUAUCAAAUCUGCCACACCUGUAAGUUGCAAGAGACAGAGAUCUGAGGACAAAGGCAUUAAUUACAAUGACGACGCGGAUGAUGACACUACCAGCCCACCGACUCAGCCAGCUCCGGCAACGGCUUUAUCAAGGGUUUCUUCGCCUUCUCCCGCCGAGAAUUGA